Messenger RNA from Paramecium pentaurelia, 447 nucleotides. Lineage: Eukaryota; Ciliophora; Oligohymenophorea; Peniculida; Parameciidae. The record is from the annotation of a GenBank genome assembly.
AUGAUUACUUUUUAAUUAUAAUAAGGAAGUCUUGAAAUAAAUCCUAAAAGAAUAGUUACUUUAGCACCAUUAAAGAAUAAAAAAUAGAAUGGAGACCAUAGAUACUAAAUAAAAUAAUAAAUUCUGGAAGAAGUAAAAAGAAGCAAAUAAUAAUAUUAAAAUGAAUUCAAUGACUUAUAAUAAAUCCAUUCAAUAUAAUACACAGAAAGAUUUGCAAGAAAGGAUUACUUAUUUUAUUAAAAGAAAGCUAAGUUUAAAUAAAAAGCCUUAUCUUGUUCAAAUAAUAAAUGUUCAUUUAUGUCUAUAAGUAAAGUAGCUGAUUUGCCACCAAUAUUAGAUUGGAGAAGAGAGAAUAAAAUACUAACACCAGAAUAUUCAGAAAAUGGUGAUUUUAUGAGUUAUGUAAGAAAAUAAGUUAUCAAAAAUGGUUAAAAAUCACUUGAUUGA